UGUUUAAAAUUAUGAGAUGUUGUAUUUGACAGCUGUCAAAAUAAUAGUAUGAAAUCGUUGUGUUGAUUCAACAGAAUUGAAUGUUAUCGGGAUCAAAUUUAAAGUGUUCCAAAUCAGCCACGAAGGAGUAAUCUUGGCGAAUCACACGAGAAGGGGGGUCGUGAUUGGGGCGACGCCUGUCGGUGGUUUUGCGCAUUACGCGUUUCGACCAAUGUUUGAAAUGCCGAAACAUCAACGAAAUCAACGAAGACGUGGUGGCGGAAGCAAGAACGCCACAACUUCAAAUUUUAAUAGAUCGGCACCGAGGCGAGAUAUUAUCACCACAAUAGGGAAUGAUGAAGAUGAUGAUAGUCCGAUACGUGAACGCCCGCCGAGGCAUCUCCGUGGACGAGAAAUCGGUCUGUGGUAUGCGCAAAAAUCACGCGAACGGAAGGACCGCACUGAUUCUGAUCGUCCUGCUAAGUCGAUGGGCACAGUCAUCAUUCCAUCCGCAAAAGCCAAAGAAAUCACUAAAUUUCUUAGCCAAUUAGAGCCGCUUGAAAGUCUAAACCUCAAAGGCAACUAUGAUAAUGUCCCAAACUCUGAAUUCAAGCGCCAUUUUCUUGAUGUUAUCAACACAAACAUCAAAGAAAAACUAGCGAAUAUUAAGGAAGCACCGCGCGUUCCAUCCCUCGACGAAGAGUUAAAAUCAAAUUUUAAUUCACUGCAAAAUUCUACAAAAUAUACCUCCAUGCAGCGCAUUCGUGAGCGUCUGCCUGUUUACAAGUACAAAUCAAAGAUAGUUGACUUCGUAAACUCGAAACAAAUAGUCAUUAUAAGCGGAGAGACAGGCUGUGGUAAAACCACACAAAUCCCACAGUAUAUUCUCGAUGACCAUUUGAUAAAUGAGCGCGGCUCAGUUUGUAGAAUCGUGUGUUCUCAACCGCGGCGUAUUUCAGCGAUUGCAGUCGCCGAGCGCAUCGCUGAAGAACGCGGCGAACCUCUCGGAGAGAGCGUUGGUUACCAAAUUAGAUUAGAGAAUGUUCUACCGCGUAGUCGCGGCAGUAUCUUAUUCUGCACCACGGGUGUUAUACUCAAACAAAUGGAGAGCAACGUUGGGUUAGAUGGCGUCUCACAUCUUAUCCUCGAUGAAAUUCACGAACGAGAUGUUCUCAGUGAUUUCAUCAUUGCUUUAUUGAAGCAAAUCUUGAACAAGCGCAGUAGUUUGAAGGUGAUUUUGAUGAGCGCGACGCUCAAUGCGCAAAAAUUCGCCAACUACUUCCAAGUGGCGAACAUCAUUGAAAUUCCCGGGUUUACGCAUGAGGUAAAGGAGUAUUACCUAGAAGAUGCGCUUGUGAGGACCAAGUAUGAAUUCCCUGUGAAUCAGCCGAGACGGUAUAGCAAAUUUGAAAAGAGUAAUGAUUUCGUGGAUUUUAUUCUGCCACACGUGCGGCGCCUGGAGAGUAUGAGGUUGUAUCCACAGAGAGUGUGCAGGGAGCUGUUGAAGGAGGCUUCGGAAGAUAACAAUAUUGGAUUGGCAGUCGCUUUGGUUAAAGAUAUUUGCGCUAAUGAAAAGGACAAGGGUGCCAUUUUAGUCUUUCUCACUGGAUAUGCCGAAAUAUCCAGAAUGAAUCAAAUGAUGGAGGAUUCCGGCGCAUUCCCCAAGUCAAGGUACAUUAUUAUAGGAUUACACUCGCAAAUGCCCACCGCUCAACAGAAGGUUAUCUUCAAUCUUCCUCCUCCGGGCAUGCGCAAAAUUAUUCUUUCAACUAAUAUCGCCGAGACAAGUAUUACAAUCGACGAUGUUGUCUUUGUUAUCGAUUGUGGUAAGAUCAAAGUCACUGCAUUCAACUCCGAUAGCAAAGAAGACAGUCUAAGCGCCAUGUGGGUGACCAAAGCGAAUGCUGACCAACGUAGAGGGCGUGCAGGUCGUGUCCGCCCUGGCGUUUGUUACCACCUUUUCUCUCAAGCGCGUAAUAUGCUCCUGGAAGCCGAUCAAAAACCGGAGUUGCUCCGGAAGCGCCUAGACGACGUAAUUCUGAAUUUAAAAUUGUUACAACUCGGCUCGGCCGAGGAGUUUCUUGCCACUUGUUUGGACCCGCCGGAAGCUGAAAAUAUCCGCAUAUCUUUGGACUUUUUAAAACGACUUAAUGCGCUUGACGAAAACGAAGUGUUAACUCCUUUGGGAUACAACUUAGCACGGUUACCAGUCGCGCCUCAGAUGGCAAAAAUGAUGCUGCUUGGGACGCUUUUCAGUUGUAUCAAUCCAAUUGUAAAUAUUGCAUCUGCACUAGACUUUAAAGACGCAUUUAUCAUGCCUCUCGGUAAAGAAGAAGACUGUCGUCGACGUAAGAGGGAGCUGGCUGAUGGCUGCAUGAGCGAUCACCUUCUUUUUCAUAAAACCAUGACAAGAUACGAGUCUGUUUACGAUAAAAGCACAUUUUGCUGGGAGUAUUACCUCUCCAAUCAAACAAUGGCGCAACUAGUCAAGAUGAGACAAUUCGCGGAAACUUUGCACGAAUUGAACUUCCUCAACACGUCGAACAUAAAACUUCCUGCAGCCAACGUCAAUUCAGAUAAUAUCAGUCUAAUUAAAGCGAUUAUCUGUGCCAGUUUGUAUCCAAAUGUUAUCUACAAUAGCAGUCGGAUAUCAAAACGUGCAACCUACUGUAAAUUCUACACCCUGGACAAGAAACUGGUGGAUAUUCAUCCGAAGUCAGUCAUCAUGCGCAAUGACCAUUUCGAAUCGCCGUUUCUAGUCUAUUAUAAAAAAAUGCGCUCGACGAGCGAUUUUGUUCACGACGCCAGCGUCGUUUACACUCUGCCUUUGAUAUUCUUCGGCGAUCGCUUUAAAGUUGUUUGGGAGAAUGACGUGCCCUACAUGAGUAUUAACGACUCCUUGAAGUUCAAAACCAACGAGCCAACUCUGGCUAUCAUCAAGGAACUACGCCGCAGAUUAAAUGUGUUUUUGGAAAGGAAAGCUUGCCAACCAGUGCCGGUCGAUUGGGAUAAUGAAGAAGAAAUCUGCGUGUUGCGGGCAAUCAUAGACUUGAUCACCAUCGAACACCAGGGAUACGAAGCGGAAGACUUCGACUCAUUUAUCGACUCCGUCUAAAUACUCAAUACCUACUCGUUAUUAUGUGCAAAUGAACUUGUUUCUAUACACAACGUUUAAAUUU
This is a messenger RNA of Dalotia coriaria, 3158 nucleotides long. Its product is annotated as ATP-dependent DNA/RNA helicase DHX36-like. Gene Ontology annotation, cellular component: cytoplasm; intracellular anatomical structure. Gene Ontology annotation, molecular function: RNA helicase activity; DNA helicase activity; ATP binding. NCBI's taxonomy places the organism in Eukaryota, Metazoa, Arthropoda, Insecta, Coleoptera, Staphylinidae. The record is from RefSeq and is a predicted model, not a curated record.